Molecule: messenger RNA, 1617 nt
Organism: Coregonus sp. 'balchen'
Lineage: Eukaryota; Metazoa; Chordata; Actinopteri; Salmoniformes; Salmonidae
Source: the annotation of a GenBank genome assembly
GUGUCGUGAGAGAUGGGUGGAGAUGGUGACCGUGUUUAUUUAAAGAGGGACAGGUUGUCACUCAGUACCUUACUCUUCCCUGCUUGCCUUGGAACUGAUUUUCGCUCUCCUCUCCUCUCCUCUACCCAUCAACUCUCUGUACACCAUGGCCUUCGCUGGAAAGUGGGAAACUGAGACCCAGGAGGGAUACGAUGAAUUCUGCAAGCUCGCUGGUAAGGCAUUUACUUAAGCUUAAUAGCCUAGAACCUAUAAAAACCUAACUAUUUGUCUUGACAUCUUGAAUUCACUUGGAUUAUGCAAUGUAUUGAAAGGGAUGUAUUCACAUUCAUUGGAGAUUAGCAGUAUCAGUGUGGAAAAAUGACAGUGCUCAAACUGUGCUCACACAUAUGAGAAUAUGAUUCAAAAUGGCCUCAUUACCCCCAGUCUAACUAUAUAUUUUCUUGUAAUCCAAGGCAUCCCUGAUGACAUCAUUGAGAAGGGUCGCGACUACAAGCUCAUUACUGAGGUGGUGCAGAAUGGCAAUGAGUUCUCAUGGUCCCAGCUCUAUCCCACCAACAAGAGCAUCACCAACAAGUUUGUAAUUGACCAGGAAUGUGACAUGGAGACCAUCGGUGGGAAGAAGUUCAAGGUAAACAUCUCUAUGAUGUGUUAUACAACUUUCAGUCUAGAUCAGGAAUUAGGGAGUUUUGUGCCUGUGUCUGUUGCGUAAGAUGCUGUAGUAUUUCAGACUCAAGUCUCAUAUAGUCACUAUAGUCAUCAGUCAGGGUCAAUAGCCGUAAAGAUGACAUUCGGACAAGAGAGACAGUUACAGUGUGUAUAUUGACAUUCAAAUUCACAUAAUGAAAUCUGCAGCAAGUGUGUCUAAUGUUUUGGAGGGUUUGAAUAGCAAAGUGAAGAUCAUAAGGGCAGCAGGUAGCCUAGCGGUUAAGCACGUUGGGCCAGUAAGCGAAAGGUCGCUGGUUCGACUCCCCGAGCCGACUAGGUGAAAAAUACGUCGAUGUGCCCUUGAGAAAGGCACUUGACCCUAAUUGCUCCUGUAAGUCGCUCUGGAUAAGAGCGUCUGCUAAACGUCAAAAUAAAUCUAUGUCUAGGGGAACUUGGAUGCAUGUAUUAUAAACGACAUCUAGAUUAAACAAACUGAGGUUGUUGGUUGAUAUAAAUUACAGUAUGAAUAAAAAUCAUUUUUGUGUCCAUCCAUUUCAGGCCACUGUUACAAUGGAGGGGGGAAAGCUGUGCACGAAAUUCCCCAAAUACCACCACAUAGCUGAAAUCAGUGGAGGAAAGCUGAUUGAGGUAAGAGUGGCACUUUGGCAGAAGAUGGUGUAUAUUAGGAGAGAGGAUAAAAUAUGUUUGGGCAGUUCAAGUGGUGUUUUACGUAUUUUUUCCCUGUUUAGACCUCAACCGUGGGCUCAGUCGUGCUGAAAAGAACCAGCAAGAAGAUCUAAAGACAUUGUGACCGUGUUAUUAACAACAACAACUCUAAUUGAAUAAUGAGUCAAUAAAAUGAGACUGCACUGCCAACCUGCCGCUUUGUCCUAUCUUAUGCCACAUAAUGGGUGACAGGAAAACGUCACAACAUUUACCCUGGGACAACCAAUCUUUUUUUUUUUUUUUUGU